CGCUGCUCGUUCAUUACCACCUCAAGCUUGUCCCUCAUACUUGAUUCUGUGCGCAUCGUCGCGUUCAUAUCUAAGUAGUGUUGCGAUAGAUGCCAUGGAGGCUUCAGCGGACCAAGCUGACGGGGAAGGAGUGCCUGAGCUUCGCUUGCCCUGGUUCAGAGGCCCGACAGACACUCAACCAUUCACGCUAUCCAAAAUGCUCAUGUCCGAUGACCCGAAUGCAUCUCCGUUCAACUGCACGGCUGCAUUCCCAUGGGCGGCCAAUUCAAUUGAAAUCUUGUGGGACGGUGUCGUGACGGACGAGAAAGUGAUCGCGGACUGGAAUACUAUGGUCUCAGAGUUCUCCGGUGCACUGGCUGUGGGCACCACGGGCAAGUUUCAUGUCUUCCCCAAGCAUGGUACUGGCAGGCCGUUCACCUUUAAGCUACCGGACGAAUCCUGGGAAGUCCGAUGCAUAUCAUGGACUCUCAGACCCGAAGCCCCGACGGACCCUUUGCUGGUAGUCGCUGCAUUCAGCGUGAUCAUCGUCGUUCACGUCAAGCGGCGUGAAGUCAUUGGCAAGCUUCGCGGUCAUGGCGGUCCCAUCACUUCUAUAGCCGUCCAACCGCUACACCCGUACCUCUUUUGCACAACGUCAAAGGACUUUUCCACGCGCAUAUACGACUUGACUCUCUCUCCUAUACAGGUACCUAAUAAUCCGCACUGGCCUCCAGGCAAAUCCCCCAGUCUUGCAGGUCCUGCACAUGGGCUGCACAUGACUGAGCCCGAGGGCCAGGGAGUAGGGCGGUGUGUAGUUGUACUUGUCGGCGGGUUAGCGGGCGGCCACCGAGGAGCAGUUUUAUACGCGGCAUUCCACCGGUCAGCGCCUCUCAUCGCUACCUGCGGGAUGGACCGCGCUGUGAAGAUAUGGCGCAUCCCACCGUACAAGCCGGACAUCCUUUCGCGCGAAGACAAGCCUCUGUUCAGCACAGACUACAUCCACAAAGCACGUGUACUUUCUAUCAACUGGCUCAGUGACGACAUCCUGAUCUCCCAUUGUGCACCCGCGUUGAUGCGGAAGACAUAUAAGGAUGAGAUUUACGAGGAGAACGGCACUGUUGUGAUCUGGCAAUGGCUAGGUUUCAAUCGCUUUUUCCCUCCCGGCAAGUUACCAUCGAAAGUCAUGCGAGGAUGCGCCAGUGACUAUCGCAACAGUGAAUCGUUCAAGAUCCUCUCCGCGUACCACCUUCCGAUGGGCGCGCUAAACUUAACCGUGCACAGCUCUCCGACGCACGACCCGAUCAUUCUCGUGCCUAUAGGGAAGCUCAUCCGAAUAUUCAAUACCACGCACUUCAAACCGCGCGAGCCGCCGUCGUUCCCGUUUACGGAGGAAGACGACAUGAUCGCGAGCGCGAAGCGCAUGCGGCUGAGCGAUGAUCGAGAUAGGGAUGCGAGCAACCCGGCUGAGGGCAGCAGCCGUGCUCGCGAUGGAAUUCAAGACGACCCGAACGGCGAUGAUGAACGCGAAGAUGAAAGUAAUGAUGUAGACUACGGAAAGGACGAUGACGACUACGUCGCGCGUCCCUCGGGUCUUGCAGAGCUGUUCACUGCGAUAGAUGGAUGGAACGUGGAUCUGAGCAGAGUGCCGGAGCCGCGGCGCGAAACUUUGCCGGAUAUCACUGCCUGUGAGGUUGCAGCGGGAGGAAGGGCCAUCUUGGGUGUCGGUGCGAAAGGCACAUUGUACGUUUGGCGGCUGGUUGAAUAGUGGGAUGCCGUCUUGUAAUUAUACCUGUUUCCUUGCUCUAUAUCGCGCUUUACGUUUGCUCGGUUUGGGUUCGUUCCCCAUCUCGCACCGGAUUCAUUGCAUGUGCUAGGUACAAUUACAACGCAGAGAAUAAACCAAAGUAGGUAAGAGAUGGAGAAGACAACGUAAGUGAAUUCCGCAAGCCGGGCGGCGAUCGGUAUGAGCUAUGACUGUCCAGCAUAUCGGGCACGGUUGGAGGGCAUGGCUAUCCUUAACUAAAUGUGACAAUUGCUCGCCUAGCAAUUGGCACGCC
Messenger RNA from Laetiporus sulphureus 93-53, 2036 nucleotides. RefSeq names its product WD40 repeat-like protein. The coding region runs from base 95 to 1744 and encodes 549 amino acids. NCBI's taxonomy places the organism in Eukaryota, Fungi, Basidiomycota, Agaricomycetes, Polyporales, Laetiporaceae. The transcript is spliced from 10 exons. Gene Ontology annotation, cellular component: ESC/E(Z) complex. Gene Ontology annotation, biological process: negative regulation of transcription by RNA polymerase II. Gene Ontology annotation, molecular function: protein binding; nucleosome binding. The record is from RefSeq and is a predicted model, not a curated record.